GUGUUGCUAUCAAAGAAAGUAAGUAGUAGUAACUUCCAAUAUUUUGGACGUCAUUUUGAACACUCCGCAAUGAAAAUGGCGCGCUGCCCGCCAAAACAGCUUGCCCUAAAAGCUGAAAUUUAGGGUUUUAGAUUUCAAAAAUCAAACUGCACUAUUCUUUCUCUGGAGUUGAAAUUUCGCGUGAAGAAAUCCCUUCCUGCACUCUACCUCCAAUUUCGUCGGCGAGAUUGUAUCAGUAGCUCGAAAUGGCUUGGUGGGAAGGCUUAGAUGAAACUCGAGUUCUGAUUGCACAAGAUCCUUCUACUAGCGGGAAAAAUCAGGGUUCAUUUUUAUCACUACGGCAUCCGAGAACAGGGAACAAAGCGUGCUACCUCUGUGCUGAUGGGGUACUUCAAGAGCUUCACUGGUUUAAGCAAUCUUAUGGAUCCUGGUUCCUUGGGGAUUAUGUUUGUGAAGAUGGCCGUUUGUAUACUGCCACUCCCGUUGAUCCUGUUUUCAUUCUUUUGCCAGUCUUUGAGGAAGCUCGAAUGAAGAAAGGAAAUGAAGCAGGGAAGUUUAGGCAACUUGAUGAGAUUAUGUAUAUUCAUGGGUUUCCUGGAUAUCAAUCUCUGUCAUCUGUUGCAGAGAAGGCUAUGGAAGUUGUUUGUGAUCUUAAAGAAGUUGGGUCUACCAAGUUUUUCAGGCUCGAUGACUUGAAGGUACUGAAGUGGUUAUGUUAUAAGGUACAACAAUUGAAGCAGACACUACAGACAUUGGAUAAGAAUUAUGCUGCCCGAGAUGAGAAAGAUACAUUGUUUGACGCAGUGACAAUCAUCCGGGAGUACUUGAAGGAUGAGCCUUGGAUAAAUCUUCUAUGCAACAAAUUGAAAUUAAACGUAGAAGACUUGACAAAGACACAAGACGUCGCAGUGCUUCCGCCUUCCACAGGAAAUGAUCUCGGAUCAUUUACUUCGGUACAGGAGAGCAACGGGACGGGGAAGAAUGCCUCACGGACUACUAGGCAACAAGCGAAGAAGGCGAAAGUGGAGAAAGAUUCACAAAACAUCAAGGACAUGUUCAGCAGGGUUACUAGAAAGAGAGGACUCAGCAAUACCUCGGUGCAUGGACCGACGCAGAAACAAGCGAAGUGAUCAAAGUGCUUCAUUACAAAACUGGCGACGUAGACAAAGAUAUGUCGGACCCGCAGGAAGUGCGGCUCAUGCUCGAUGAAAUAGAAUCGUGCUUGGUUACCUUCACUCCUACUCAAUUUCGCAGGACUCGCGACGAGAUUCUGGGUAAAAUAAAAGAUUUCAUCAAGACGUACAACAGGUUCGUCUCUUUCAUUUCCAAAUCCCAGAUCAUCUACGAUGUUGAGUCCAACCUCGUUCGCGUCGAAGGAAUCUACGACUACAACAUGGUAAACACUCAUUACUAAACUCAGUACUGUUAUCAAAAAUCGGCGAAAGUGGAGAUCUGGACUUAUUUGGUAAUGAGUGUUUAUCCUGUUGUAGUCGUAGAUUUCUUCGACGCGAACGAGGUUGGACUCAACAUCGUAGAUGAUCUGGGGUUUGGAAAUGAAGGAGACGAACCUGUUGUACGUCUUGAUGAAAUCCUUUAUUUGACCCAGAAUCUCGCCGCGAGUCCUGCGAAAUUGAGUAGGAGUGAAGGUAGCCAAGCACGAUUCUAUUUCGUCGAGCAUGAGCCGCACUUCCUGCGGGUCCGACAUAUCUUUGUCUACGUCGCCGGUUUUGUAAUGAAGCACUUUGAUCACUUCGCUUGUUUCUGCGUCGGUCCAUGCACCAAGGUAUUGCUGAGUCUGAGCCAUUAGGACGAAAGUGGUGAGAGGAAGAAGUGAAAGGGUAGAUUUUUGCAAAGUGCGGCAGUGCCCGUCUAAAGCGCAUAAUAAUAAAUAUUAGGGUUCAUGAAUGCACGCGUCUCUCCGAAAUGACCGGCAUUCAAAGCGAUAAACAGUCGGUAUAUGAGAGUUAACAUGGCCCAAACGUGUGUCAGUUGAAAACAUUGACCUUCCUUUUUGUUGUUUCAUAGCUGGAUGCAUUCAAUUAAUGGGCGAGAUAUGGAUCGACGGGUCUUUUAAAA
Salvia miltiorrhiza (redroot sage) is the source of this 2076-nucleotide messenger RNA. RefSeq lists its product as uncharacterized. Gene Ontology annotation, biological process: ribonucleotide metabolic process; RNA catabolic process. The transcript has 12 exons. The coding region runs from base 246 to 1130 and encodes 294 amino acids. The record is from RefSeq and is a predicted model, not a curated record. Lineage: Eukaryota; Viridiplantae; Streptophyta; Magnoliopsida; Lamiales; Lamiaceae. Gene Ontology annotation, cellular component: ribonuclease H2 complex; nucleoplasm.